AUCUAUGAUUAAUGUACCGCAACGUUACAGACAUAUUACAUUACCCGUGGUCUUCAAGCUAAAACAGAUUUGCACACGAAACUCUUAAGAAAGCAUACCUCUUUGAGUUCACGUAGAAUUACUGAUCAGACUGAUCAACAUCGAAAAAUGGGCGCAGCGCAGGAAAAAGAAGCAGUUUUAGCGUGCUCCAAAGAAGAUUUGAUUGCAGUGGGGAAGAAGCUGAUCAAUAUAAAAGGAAGAGAAAUUUUAUUGUUUCAUUAUAAGGGCGAAUUCACUGCUAUGGACCAGUUUUGUUUCCAUCAAGGAGGACCACUUAUAGCAGGUGAUAUAGAGGAAAUGGGGAAAUAUAACUGCAUUGUGUGUCCAUGGCACAAUUAUGGCCUGUGUCUGACAUCUGGAGAAGCGAUAUACGGAUACACAGGCGUGGAUCCACCAGUUUACAAAUCCCUGGGAAAGAAGCAACGAAUGCAUCAAGUGCACGAAAGAGAUGGCAAUUUAUACGUCAUUCUGAACACUGAUCCAGAAAAGCACGAGUCGGAUUAUUAUUACACAGAAAAAUAUCAAAGUGUGAGGGAAGAAAACGAGGCGCGGGAGUGGGCGUUACAAAAACGUUUAGGUUUGCUUAGUAAGAGGUAGGGAAUAAGCCAAAUUAAGGUUGAGAGAGAGAUGGAGAAAGGGAAGAUCGGAGAGGGGGGGUGGAUCUAAUAACUUGUAUAUUAAACUAGGUUAGUAGGCUGUAUAAAAAUCGAUCAAAUGUUUAGCAAACCUAGUUUGCCAUGUGAAUUCUCCGUGAAGGCAUUGGAAAUGUCUGCGAUAAGGACGUUAUCCAUCAUCUACGGACCACAUAGCCUGUCUCACACCACUCCAAAAUGUUGCGGACGUUUGGAUACGAAAAAUUGUUUAAGUUGUACACGACAUUACCAUCCACUCGUCUGAUGGAAUGAGAACAUAUUUUUUCAUUUGAAAUUGGACUCUGGAAUAUAGAUUUCAUUUGAGACUAUUGGUUUAAAAUAAAGUUGAACAAGCAUACCAAAUUUCUUGUAUC
Molecule: messenger RNA, 1045 nt
Organism: Lingula anatina
Lineage: Eukaryota; Metazoa; Brachiopoda; Lingulata; Lingulida; Lingulidae
Product: Rieske domain-containing protein
Molecular function (GO): 2 iron, 2 sulfur cluster binding
Source: RefSeq, a predicted model, not a curated record